ACCGGAUUGAAUGGGGAUGAGAUAGGGAAUGAUUUCAGAUCGGAAAGUGGGAAAAGUGGCCUGGGGCCUGUAUUUGAUUUUAUAGGUAAUUCCAUUGCACUUGGUGGCGUAGCAGCAAGCCUGAGUGAUCAGUCGUUGUGAACAACUGCGGAACCUUGUCAACAACUGCUGGGAAAACACGAUCGUUUUGAACUCUCCAAGACGGAUCUCCGGGAAACUGUACGAGUAAGAGGGAUUAAUACGGUUACGUACGUACGUCUCAAUAUUGAAACCACUCAAUUUUGGUUGCUCGUUUGUUUUCUCUUGAAGUAUUAGAGGUAUAUUGAAGCCCCACAUUCACAUCUUAUCGGUAUUCAACGUCAAUAUUUUCAAGACAGACAGCCAGCCAGCGAGUAAGAGUAUUUGUCAUUCAAGAAGUGUUUUGAAAUCUCUUCCUCGGGGCCGUUGAUCAAAGGUGUUUCUCUGAAUAUUGCUGGUGUACGCUCGUAUCUAAUUUUCAUAUUGGAAAAUGGCUGCAUUCGUUGCAAAACAGUUGGUCGGGAAUAAGAUUAGCAGCGUCAAAGGUGAGAUUAGCAAAGUAGCUGGUGGUGGAGAAGGAGAAGGAGAGAGUGCAGAGGCGACAGAGGAAGAGCUUGCCAUUGCUGAGGCAAGGAGAGAGGCAGAAGAAGAAAGAAAAGCUAAACAUGACAAAUUUGAAGCUGGUAGAGAAAUAGUCAGGGAUGAUAUCAGAAAAAAGUAUGGUAUAAAGAAAAAGGUAGUGGAGGAAGUUGAUCCAGAUGCUGGAAGGAUUGGAAGGAAGAAGAAGACUCCGCUAGAAAUGCAGCAGCAACAGCAAGCACAAGCACAGGCUGAUUCUGACGAAGAAGAGGGUAUUAUGGACAAGGUAUUAGGGUACUUUACGCCAAUCUCCGACAAGCUCAGCAGUUUAUGGAAAUAGAGCAUAGGAUUGAGGGAAGUGUAUGAGGAAAACAAAAGACAAAACAAAUGAAGGUACUCUCUUUGAGGUUUGAUGUACUAAGCUUAGCAACUAUGAUCCAUAGCAAAUAGAUACCCAUGUCUUUUUGUCUGUUUCUCUGUUUAAUGUCCACUGUGUCGUUAAUCCAUCACUGUUUCACACCUUUGAGGGCGCUUGUCUAUAUACCCCGGUACUUGUACUGUUUCCAAGCAGAUAUUAUUAUGGGAUGUUAUUGUCUUGUGGACUGGGCCAGUCAAUUGGUGAUAUUGACCCAGAGUACAAGAUUUCAUCGUAAUACAACCUAAUAUUAAUAGAAUUUACAACUAGCUGCUAUAAAAGCAGCAAUAUGUCUGUGCUUAACUAAGUCGGGAUUUGAUUUUCAUUGAAAAUUACAUGUAUAUGAAUGGUGUUUUGACAUUUGGUAUAAACGUUAGAUAGGAAAAGGUCCUUCAUUUUAAUACAUGUAUUACUCAACAUAUACUUGUCUUUGCCUGUUGUGUGUGAGGAAGACAGAGUUAUUUUGUUUUGUUUUAUCUCCACUCUCUGGAUUUAUAUCUUUGCAAUUUCUAUCCAUAAAGUAUAAUCCAGUUCUAAAAAUGCAUUACAUCUGCAUUUUGGUUCUAAAUCAGAAAAAUAAUAAACCACGCAAAUAAAACUGGACCAACAUUUAAAGUGACUUAAAUCAAAAACUUGAUUUGAAAAACUUUUUUUUCAUUUGUCUUAUUGGAGCAAAUAAGUAAGGAACUAAUAGACUUUUAGAGGUGUACUCUUUUGCAGUAAUUUCUGUCAUUACCUGAAAACUUGCAUGGUUUAACAAUGGAAACUUACAUAGUUUAACAAUGGAAACUUACUUGGUUUAACAAUGGAAACUUACAUAG
Molecule: messenger RNA, 1833 nt
Organism: Saccoglossus kowalevskii
Lineage: Eukaryota; Metazoa; Hemichordata; Enteropneusta; Harrimaniidae
Product: complexin-like
Biological process (GO): synaptic vesicle exocytosis; neurotransmitter transport; regulation of neurotransmitter secretion
Cellular component (GO): SNARE complex; terminal bouton
Molecular function (GO): syntaxin binding
Source: RefSeq, a predicted model, not a curated record